UUAACGCGAAGGGGAUGGAGACACAACACAGACCUACACAGAAACACUGAUAUGGACGAGUUUCUCAGCUAAUGUGCCUGAAAGCUGGAUAUUGGUGUUCAUUAGCACGGUUUCCCCACUAGCAUCACAUCGACCCUCAUGAUGCUGGAUCAUGCGGAUGUUAGUUUGAGCCCAGAGGAGCGGGUUCGAGCCCUCACCAAGAAGGGUGGUACGGUGGAUAUGAAUGAAAGCGUGCCACUGCGCAGGUAUUUCCGCUCGGGAAUGGAGAUGGUCCGCAUGGCGCAUGUUUACGCCGAGGAGGGAAACACAGAGCACGCCUUCGUCCUCUACAACAAAUACAUCACGCUUUUCAUUGAGAAACUUCCCAAACAUCCAGAAUAUAAGCUGUCUAAUAUUCCUGAGAAGAAGGAGAUACUGAGGAAGCUGAAGGACACGGCUUUCCCUCAAGCAGAGCAGCUGAAGAAACUCCUGCUCAGGAGAUACGAGAGAGAACAUGCAGACUACAUCAGCAAGAAGCGUGUGGAGGCUGAGGCUGUGGAGCGUGAGUUGUCUCGUCAGCGUGAGCUGGAUGCGGAGCGUCGGCGUGUGGCGGAGCUGCAGAGGAGACAGCAGGAGCAGGAGCAGUUCAGCAUCUUCGAGGAGAUGAUCCGCCAGCAGGAGCGCCAUCGGGAGCGUCCGCACACACACCACAUUCCAGCUGCUCAGCAGACCGAGACACCUCUCAUUCCGGGCAUCCAGGGUCCUCCCGUGCCCUUCCCAGAAUCUCCAACUCCACCUCAGAGCCCGCAGAACCCCUUAGCCAAUCACAGCACUCCGUCAGCACCAGCUCCGCCCACUUUUGACCGCUCGCUCAAACCCAGUCACCUCAGUAAGACUACAUUGAUCGAUGGUUUACGCCAGAUCUCCGUUCCCGCGGAGCUUUGUGGCAAAUUUCUGCGACUGGCCAAUAACAACACUAUUAGAGCAGUGGAGACCUGCGGGAUCCUCUGUGGGACACUGAACAGGAACGCCUUCACUGUAACACACGUGGUAGUCCCAAAGCAGUGUGGAGGUCCAGAUUACUGUGACACAGAGAACGAAGAGGAGCUGUUUCUGGUGCAGGACCAGUACAACCUCAUCACUCUGGGCUGGAUACACACUCACCCGACACAGACGGCGUUUCUGUCCAGCGUGGAUCUGCACACACACUGCUCCUAUCAGAUGAUGCUGCCCGAGUCCAUCGCCAUCGUCUGCUCGCCCAAAUUCAACCAGACGGGUUACUUCAGACUGACAGAUUACGGCAUGGAGGAGAUCUCCACCUGCACUCAGAAAGGCUUUCACCCUCAUCCCAAAGACCCUCCUCUGUUCACGGGCGGCAGUCACAUCAUCAUCACAGAAGAUACGGUGUCCAUGCUGGACCUGCGGUGAUCCUCUCAUGAGCCAGACAGACUCUGAUCCUCCACAAGCACUUUUUUUGUGAGACACGAACACUAAACGCCGGAGCUCAGGAACGCAAACACCUCCACAGACCUGCAGGAUCUACAGGACAGGUGUAUUUCUGUGACAUACACACUUAUACACCUCAUCUGUACAGACACCAUCACAGCAGGGGCUUUCUAAAGGGUUAGUUCACGCAAAACUCUGAAUUAUCCAGUGAUUUACUCAUCAGUUAUUUAAAAAAAAUGAUAUUUUCCAGCUCUACACUGUGAAAUACAUCAGUAAAUGGACAUUUUUCCAUAUUUCCUGAUUCAUGUUUUUAGUUUUUCCUGUUUAUUUCUGCUCUUGAAUUGAAUUAUGGGAGCUUAAUCUAAAUUACAACAACUUUUAACCUUGAAAAGCUUGUAAAAGUGACGUUAUUAACAUUUGUAAUCCUCUGCAGUGCUAUAUCGUCUGGGUUGGUGUUGUGUAUUACACUACAAAAGCCUAGUAAUUAGCUGCCAGCAGAUUUACUGUCAUUUUACACACUUAUUAUUUCUCUAGAUAUUAUUUCCAUCUACUAAAAAUGCCCUAAUAAGUCACUUUGUUAAACCGUAGAGUUGAGUAUCCAUCAAAAGUGGACAGAGCAGAAAUAAAACUCCCAUAAUGCAAUGCUUAACCGUAAAUAAACAUCUGUGAGGAACCUGUUCAUUAACAGAUAUUUUUUUAUAGUGCACAAUUGUCGGCUGAUUUUAAUAAAAUAACAUGUAUUUAUCAAUAGUCAAAAGUGCCUCGUGCAGCUCCAGGGGAAGAAUAAAGAUCUCCUUUAGUGAAUCUGUGUGUUAUAUUAGUAUAAACAUUCAUAUUUUAAACUUUAUCAACCGUUUUGUGUAACUUGCAGUGACUUCCGUCUGCCAUCUUUGUCUCCUUCUGUUGAAGUGCAUGUUUUGCUGCAUCAGCGCCAUCAGCUGGACAGGAGUGUGUUGUUCUGUCUCAGCUACACUUCAGACUCAAGAUAUUAAUUAGUUAUAAAAACUACACUAUGAAUCAUCUAUUAAGCUUUAGCAUAUUGCUUAUUGCAUAUACCAAAAAAUACACUUCAAAAAAGAUGAUUUCUGUCACAAAACUAGUUUAUAAUGUUUUAAAUAUGCACAUUUUUCAUACUAAAACCAAGCGGCAACCUCCCGCUCUCCCUCAGGAGGCCAAUACGGAAGUAACUGAAACUGCAAUUCAUCAAAGUUCCGCUAGUCCUGGCUCCAUAAUAGAGCAAAGUGCAAUUGAGCCCACUGUUAGAAUGGCCAACUUUACAGCAGAAAAAAGGUGUUUACAGCCUGGUACAAAGAACGAUUUUGGUUCCUAUAGCUGUUAUUACCCUCCAUGACAACUGUGAGGGGGGUGAAUUUAUUUAUAACUCAUCCAUUUCCUUUACAUUAGGUUAUAUUAAGUUUGCAUAAUUAAGGGCGUGGCCACUUGAGUGACAGCUAGGUCUCGCUGGUCACCGUCACUUCACCUCAGCUGACUCCGGCAGAUUAGCCACUGAUCUCGGCAUAUUCAUCGUAUUUUUGUGUUGUUUUAUGUGGCUUUACACAGUCAGCUGCCUUUUGGACUUAUUUCUUACAAUUAUCAGAUGAUAUGGGAUGCUGUGUGCACUUAAAUGUGCUCACAAACCAUUCAUGUGGCCUCCGUUUCCCAUGUGAGUAAAGUUAUAUACUUGUGUACCAUCUCUAUAAAUGUAUUUGUUUUAUUUAAGAUCAUUUAUAUUUUUCUUUAGACCCGUAAAGCACUCCAGAAUCUAACAGAUUGAUUAGCUGUAGGCUCUAGAUCAGUCAUCUGAAGCGUUCUCAUACAGUGCUAUGCUGGAGUUCAUCAAUAGUCCUGCAUUUACUAACACACACUAUAUCUGAAGUGUUUGGAUGUAUUUCGCGUUUUCCUCCUGUAGAAAAACGUCAUAAGAGCAAUGCUUAGUGGCUCAAUGUAUGACUACAGUGUUUUUAAAAGUCUAAACACUUUAUUGAUAUAGUGUACAGCCAAGCACAUGUGGUCAGAACACAAACGAGUCGCAGGUAAUGAAGUAUCAAGCGUUUCUCCCAAAGUAAAGUCUGUCUGCCAGGUCUAAGCAAAGUGCCAGCAGGUGUCUGUAGCUCCGCCCACUCUCCGCCUCUUUGCCCUUGUUUGGUAUCCCGCCGUGGAUGUGAUGACGCGCGAGCAAAAUGGCGACGGUUGGCCGCGCCUACUUGUGGCUUCUUUUGCGCUCUUAAGAAACCUAUAGGUGACGUCACGGAUGCUACGUCCAUAUAUUUUACAGUCUAUGACUAAAACACAUAUAUUCACUAAAGGAGGUCUUUAUUUAGCCCCUGGAACUGCUUGAGGUGCUUUUUACUAUGGAUGGAUGUGCUUUAUUUUCUUUUCGACUGCUGAUAAUAAUGAUCAUUGCUAUAAAAAAUACUAUUGCAGAGUUGGAAAAGCCUAAGAUCAUGAUGAUUGUGUUGGACUGGAAGCUGGAAGUCGCACAGCGAAGAUGCCUUGGGAGUGAGAAAUUCAGAUUGUUGUGUGAACUAACCCUUAGUUAGUCUUCGGUGAGCGCUGAAUGCCAAUAUUUCUGAAAGAUUUUCUAAAAGCAGCUUCGUUUUGGGGUAACUUUAGUAUAUGAUAAUGUUGGUUCUUUUUCUUCCAGUCAUGAUCAAGGUGUUUUAAGGGGUCGUUCACACAGAAUCUGUUCUGCCAAUUAAAAAUGAAAGAUCAGGAAUUGAUCGUUUAAAAGCUGAACUCAUUUUAAUCUGAUAGCUUUGAAAAUAGCUUCAGAAACAUUGUAGAAACAGUAAAAGACAGCUAAUAUUGUGUGUAAUAAAAAAAAAAAAACAGUUCUUAAAAUGAACAUAUCGCUUGUUGAAACCUUCAUCACGUUUGGGAAAACCGCACUCUUGCUUGCGUGAUAUUAUUAAACCGUUUCAUGUCUUAUAAAUUGACAUCAUGGUGGUGCAAUGGUUAGCUCUCUGACCUCACAGCAAGAAGGUCACUGGUAUGAGUCCCGGCUGGGCCAGUUGGCAUUUCUGUGUGGAGUGUUGGCAUGGUUUUGCUCCAGUUUCCCCCACAGUCCAAACACAUCCGCUGUAAGUGAAACGAGUAAACAAAAUUGGCCGUAGUGUGUGUGUAUGUGAGAGUGUAUAGGUGUUUCCCAGUACUGGGUUGCAGCUGGAAGGGCAUUGCUGCAUAUAACAUAUGCUGGAAUAGUUGGUGGUUCAUUCCGCUGUGGUGACCCCUAAUGAAUAAAGCCGAAGGAAAAUUAAUGAAUGUCUUAUAAAAACACAAUCCUAACAGGGAGACUUUGU
Molecule: messenger RNA, 4724 nt
Organism: Danio aesculapii
Lineage: Eukaryota; Metazoa; Chordata; Actinopteri; Cypriniformes; Danionidae
Gene: stambpb
Product: STAM binding protein b
Exons: 10
Coding region: 139-1407 (422 amino acids)
Biological process (GO): protein K63-linked deubiquitination
Cellular component (GO): endosome; cleavage furrow
Molecular function (GO): protein binding; metal-dependent deubiquitinase activity; K63-linked deubiquitinase activity
Source: RefSeq, a predicted model, not a curated record